AGCGUAGCCUCUUCAGCACAGUUAAUAUUCAUACGUCGGUUAGAAAUACUUCACAGUACUGAUCAUCAUGACAAUUACACCUUCAACUUUAUCUAAAAGCGAUGUCCUGUCCAAGGUCGAAGCUGGAGAAUCGUUCAACGUGCGACUGAGAUUCGCCAAUACUCACGACUAUUUGUACGCAGUGGAAUGCGAUUACACGGAGGAUGAAAGGCGACGUCGCGUCCUUACUUUCCCGCUCGAUGUCGAAUUACAGAAGAACACGGCGCUGGAUUGGCUGCUGGAACCUGUUCAACAACCCGGACAACAGGAGAACGAAACUGCAGUUAUCCGCCUGAGCAGUGUCAAAUAUCCAGGGGAAUACCUGCUCGCCGGAACGGACGAUUUGACGCUGGACAUGAAUCGACGCAAAGUCUACACCUGGAAAGAGAAAGGUACGGAUUUCAGCCAGUGGGGUGGUCCGGAUCAGUGGAUUCUGCUCGAUAGCGCGACUCGUGCAGCCGACGAUCGAUCCAAGUCCAAUUACUUGGCACUGCGCAACAAGAAAUUCGACGAGGAUCUCUACGCUAGCAGCGAUCGAUUUGAACUCGACCACAAGUUUGGCACAGUGUACACCUGGCGACAGGACAGCGAGAUUCGGGACUCGGCUAGCGGGACUGAAACGCAGACGAACGCAUGGGAAAUUCUUGUCAUCAGUCAGAAAGAUCAAACGACUUGAAUCCUAUUUGUUUUUUUCCCCCUACUUAUCGAUUUCAUUUUUAUCGGUUGUCAUUACUCGUUUUUUGUAGUGUAAUCAUUCAACGACACUACACUACACGAAUAGAUGAUUAUACACCGUUUAAUUUCUCUCA
Messenger RNA from Daphnia pulicaria, 848 nucleotides. RefSeq lists its product as uncharacterized. Bases 68 to 715 code for a protein of 215 amino acids. Lineage: Eukaryota; Metazoa; Arthropoda; Branchiopoda; Diplostraca; Daphniidae. The record is from RefSeq and is a predicted model, not a curated record. The transcript has 3 exons.